AGUUCUUCUGAGGUUGUCCAAUGAAAACACAGGAUGAAGAAGAAGCGACACUCCUGCUAGAAGCUUAGUUUGGACUCGGUUAUCUUUCAUGCAGUCACCUGUGUUUCACUGCCUUCAUGUCUGUGAGCUCAGCACGAACUUGCGGUUGGCAAAGCAGGUUAAGUCCAAAAUAAAACACGAACAGCGAAGCUGGUUUUGAAGUAUGCCGGUGGUGUGAGGUUGGCCAGUGUUAGCACGGAGCUAGCUGCUGUUAGUUUGUUUUGCUAACGCUGAGUUAACCCUGCAGGAUGGCUGCUGAGCUCUAUAUCCACUAAUGAUGCUCAGCAGCUAACCUCGGCGUCCGGAUUUCGAUUUGCAAUAUAUAAAUCAAAACAUCCGAGUCAGUCCAGUUUCCAGCAGCAGACGCUUGUGCUGGGUUAGCCGUUAUCAGUGGAUGUGAAACCUGAAGCUACCGGCAUCCACGGCAUGAUUCAUUCGGUUGUUUGAUGGGGAUUUUAAGGAUCAUGAUGCUGCCGAAGAUCCAGCUAUUGGCUGUUUUGGCAUUCGGAGUGGCGAUGCUCCUGAUCGAGAAUCAGAUCCAGAAACUGGACGAGUCCAGAGCCAAACUAGAACGCACCAUAGCCAGACACGAGGUGGCCGAAGUAGAGCAGCGUCACAGCGAAUACGGGGGUGGGCGGGAACUUCCGCCGAUAGUAGAAAACGACGACACGGUCAUCAUCUACAACAGAGUGCCCAAAACAGCCAGCACGUCCUUCACUAACAUCGCCUACGACCUGUGUGGGAAGAAUCGCUUCCACGUUCUGCACAUCAACACAACCAAGAACAACCCUGUCAUGUCUCUGCAAGACCAAGUGCGCUUUGUCAGGAACGUCACCUCAUGGAGAGAGAUGAAGCCCGGCUUCUACCACGGCCAUGUAGCUUAUCUGGACUUCUCAAAAUAUGGCGUGAAAGGUAAACCACUGUACAUCAAUGUGGUGCGUGAUCCCAUAGAGCGCCUUGUAUCGUACUACUAUUUUUUACGUUUUGGAGAUGACUACAGACCAGGCCUUCGACGAAGGAAACAAGGAGACAAGAAGACCUUUGAUGAGUGUGUGUCAUCAGGUGGGUCUGACUGUGCUCCGGAGAAACUGUGGUUGCAGAUCCCUUUCUUCUGUGGUCACCAUUCAGAGUGCUGGAACGCGGGCAGUAGAUGGGCUCUGGAACAGGCCAAAUACAACCUGGUAAACGAGUACCUGUUAGUGGGAGUAACGGAGGAACUCGAGGACUUCAUCAUGAUCCUGGAGGCAGCACUCCCACGCUUCUUUAAGGGAGCCACAGAUCUCUACAGAACAGGAAAGAAAUCCCACCUAAGGAAGACCACAGAGAAGAAGCCCCCCACCAAAGAGACAAUAGCCAAGUUGCAGCAGUCAAACAUCUGGAAAAUCGAAAAUGAAUUUUACGAGUUUGCACUUGAACAGUUUCAGUUUGUGCGUGCCCACGCCGUCAGGGAAAAAGACGGAGAACUCUUUGUCCUUGCACAGAGCUUCUUCUAUGAAAAGAUCUACCCCAAAGUGAACUAAAAGUGUCAACAGAAAAGCAUUAACAAAGCUGCACAGGGACAAGUCGUGUACACUGGGAAAGUACGAGACAUUAAGCGGUGCUGGUUUCACUGGGGUCUAGCUGGGAAAUCCUUUCAGACACUGUGGUGGAAUUUCUACUUUUUUUAUUGCUAGUGCAGAUGUUGAGAAAACUAAGGUGUCAGUCUAUACUGUGAGAAAGAAUUUCCCAAACCUUAAGACAAGAAGGGUUUUUUUACCAUGUUUGAUGUUUGGGUGGACUUUCAAAAUAAAAGCAGGAAACCUCAACUACUUCAGCAGCUUCAAAACAGUGUUUAAAAAAAGAGAAAAGAAAUCCGUUUACAUGGUUUAUGCAUUUUUAUCAAUUAUACACCAAAUUUCCAGUGAACCAGCACUUGUUUACAAAGUGCAGAUGGUCACGGCUAGAUUCGUAGAUGCUGUGUUAACAUGUUUUUGGACCAAAUUGUAGCAAAAGAAAACAGAUUGGAUCAUUGCAUCCUUUGGUGCGUGACUGGUAAUUUUUUAUUCCACUGAGAUCUUCUCAAUUUUUACAUGUUUCACACAUUAUUUCAUCAAUUUAUCACAGAUAUUAAUGUGCAUGUUUUUUCUUAAAAGACAGCUGCUGUUCUUUUGGGUUUUUUUUAGUCUGAAGGACAACCUGGAGUAGGAGAAAGGUACUAAUGACUAACAGCUGGAAUGUUUGAGUACAGUAUUACUGCAAGCAAGAAGAAACUGAUAGUGCCUUUAUAUUAAUGUACAGAACAUUUCUUUAAUAUUAUUUUUCCUCUGAUCCCACAUUCACUUUCCUUUUAUUUUGGCGCAUUGCUUCUAUGAUUACUGUUGUUUUCCACUCUCCACAGUAACACUCUGAAUAUAAACAAAUAACUGCAAGUUUGUGUGAUGAAUUUUGUGAAUAAGUUUGGUUGGCUUUUAAAAAGUGAUUUACUUGUUUUAUGCAACUUUAACCAAAUGAUACAGUCCUAGUCAGCAGUCCUGAAACCAGAGCCGCAUUUAGACCAGAGUUCUGUAGUAUGAAAUGACUUCGACAUACCCAGGAUAUAUUUCACAUACUGUAACAGUGGCAAUCAAGCUAUAAGCAGUAACACAAAAGUGUUGAUAAACUCCAUCCAAGCUAUGAGCACGUUCAUAUGAAAGGGGUGUUGGCAGUGCGUCUGAGAUGUAGACAAGUCCACUGACAGCAGAGUGAGGGAUUUUUACAAAGGAAGAUAAAACUAUAACAUUACAGUAGCAUGAAGAAAUUACACAAAUAACACACGUUGAAAGUGGCACAGCUGCUGCAGACACAUCAGCAGUGUGAGUGUCUUGAACAGGAAAAGCUCUGUGUAAAUGUUUAUGGACUUUGAACGGUAAAGCUAGAAAGGAGCUGCUGUAUUAAUGAAAUGUAACAAAUUUCAAGCCAGGAAAGAAAGCCGCAAAAUGCAGACUGUGAAAGUUGACUGUGUAUUAAUACUCUGUGUAUUAAUACUGGAUUAUUUCAUUAAAAUGGAUAUUUACAUGAGUUUAAGAUAGUUUCAGAAUUCAAAUCUAUUAAAA
Messenger RNA from Pelmatolapia mariae (spotted tilapia), 3110 nucleotides. RefSeq names its product heparan sulfate 2-O-sulfotransferase 1b (gene hs2st1b). Bases 486 to 1559 code for a protein of 357 amino acids. The transcript has 7 exons. Gene Ontology annotation, molecular function: heparan sulfate 2-sulfotransferase activity. Lineage: Eukaryota; Metazoa; Chordata; Actinopteri; Cichliformes; Cichlidae. The record is from RefSeq and is a predicted model, not a curated record. Gene Ontology annotation, cellular component: membrane.